Trematomus bernacchii (emerald rockcod) is the source of this 1977-nucleotide messenger RNA. Its product is annotated as peptidyl-prolyl cis-trans isomerase FKBP10-like. Gene Ontology annotation, molecular function: peptidyl-prolyl cis-trans isomerase activity; calcium ion binding. The transcript has 10 exons. The record is from RefSeq and is a predicted model, not a curated record. Bases 95 to 1780 code for a protein of 561 amino acids. NCBI's taxonomy places the organism in Eukaryota, Metazoa, Chordata, Actinopteri, Perciformes, Nototheniidae.
CCCACUCGUCUGUCUGUACUUCUCUCCACUCUUCUUUAACCUCAUCAUUCCCCGUUACAGACUCUCUUCCGCAGUUAUUGUCACAACUGCUCAAAUGGAUCUGUUAAUAUAUAGUGCUUUAUUUUGCCUUCAUGUAUUUACUGUUUAUUGUAAUUUUUUGGACGUUGUUGUGGAUCGGUACGACAUACCGAGAGUUUGUCCUCGAGAAGUGGGGACUGACGAUUUUAUCCGUUAUCACUUUAACGGAACCUUCUUUGAAGACGGGAAAAAGUUUGACUCCAGCUAUGACCGAGGCAAGGCCCUCAUCAGCCAGGUGGGCUUUGGCAGACUGAUCGCUGGGAUGGACCGCGGCAUUCAGGGCAUGUGUGUCAAUGAGAAAAGGAGGAUCACCAUCCCCCCCCACCUGGCCUAUGGGAGCAUUGGGGCAGGUGGUGUAAUUCCUCCUGACGCUGUGUUGGUGUAUGAUAUUCUCCUGCUGGACAUCUGGAACAAUGAGGACAAGGUGGAUAUCCGCUCCUUCGGCAAACCUGCAGGCUGCAAACGCACCACAAAUACAUCAGAUUUCAUCCGGUACCACUAUAACGGCACCCUGCUGUCGGGUGCAGCCUUCGACUCCAGUUACGCAAGGAAUUCAACCUAUGACGCCUACUUGGGACAGGGCGACCUCAUCAAAGGCAUGGACGAGGGGCUUUUGGGCAUGUGUGUCGGGGAGAGAAGGAUCAUCAUCGUCCCACCUUUCCUGGCGUAUGGAGAGACUGGCCACGGAACCUCGGUCCCUCCUCAGGCUACGCUGGUGUUUGAGGUGCUGCUGGUGGAUGUGUUCAACCCUAAAGAUGAUCUCAUUUUUGUGGUGAAGGAGGUGCCUGAAGGCUGCACCCGCAGGACGGUGUCUGGAGACUACAUCCGAUACCACUACAACGGCAGCUUCCAGGACGGCACCGCCUUCGACUCCAGCUACAAGCGGAACAGCACCUAUAACACUUACAUCGGCAAGAGAUACGUGAUCCCAGGAAUGGACAAAGCCCUGCAUGGGCUGUGCAUAGGAGAGAAGAAGAGGAUUACCAUCCCUCCUCACAUGGCGUACGGCGAGGAAGGAGUUGUUGACCUCAUUCCUGGCUCUGCUGUUCUGGUCUUCGACAUUCACGUCAUAGAUUUCCACAACCCCGAAGACACAGUCGACAUUAAAGUGACCCACAAGCCCCAGGAAUGCACAGUGACCAGUGAAGCUGAUGAUCUGAUUCAGUAUCGUUAUAACUGCUCCUUGAUGGACGGCACCCUGCUGUACUCCUCGGACCAGUUUGACUCCCCCUCCAUCACGACUCUCGGAGCAAAUAUGGUGAUUCCGGGUCUGGAGGAAGGUUUGAGAGGCAUGUGUGUCGGCGAGAGGAGGGAGGUGGUCGUUCCACCACACUGGGGACAUGGUGAAAAUGGAGCUGGUGAUGUUCCCGGGAGCGCCGUGCUCUUCUUCGAGCUGGAGCUAGUGAAGCUGCAGAAAGGUAUUCCGGAAGGCUUCAUGUUUGUGUGGCUGGGGGACAGCCCAGACCCCCUCUUUCCUGCCAUGGAUCUCAAUGGUGACAAAGAGGUCCCUCUAGAGGAGUUUUCGGCCUUCAUCAUGCUCCAGGUUGAAGAGGCCAAAGGUCGUCUGCGGCCAGGGUUUGAUGCCGACACCAUCAUUCAGGACAUGUUCAAUAACCAGGACUUAAAUAAAGACGGGAAGAUUAUAGAAGAUGAACUGAAACUUCAGGGGGAGUCUCAACAAGGGAGACGAGACGAGCUGUAAAUGGGACGUUCUGUAUUGUAUUGGUGGAGAGGAACAGGCAGGCAUAUGAGAAUCUGUCCUGCAACUAUUUUGAAAAUGCUUCGGAGAUAGAAACAUUGUUGAGCCUUUUAAGGCAGUCCUACUUAAAGGUGGGGUAGGUACGUUUGAGAAACCGGCUCGAGAUACACUUUUUGUUAUAUUCCAUGGAAUGCUCUUAA